Messenger RNA from Daphnia pulicaria, 1904 nucleotides. Its product is annotated as rhomboid-related protein 2-like. Gene Ontology annotation, cellular component: membrane. The record is from RefSeq and is a predicted model, not a curated record. NCBI's taxonomy places the organism in Eukaryota, Metazoa, Arthropoda, Branchiopoda, Diplostraca, Daphniidae. The coding region runs from base 156 to 1310 and encodes 384 amino acids. Gene Ontology annotation, molecular function: calcium ion binding; serine-type endopeptidase activity. The transcript is spliced from 7 exons.
GCUGUUGUUUCACAACAGGGGCGAGGACGAGGAGGGGUGUUGGUUUCGGGAGCUUUAUUUUAUUUUUUUAAAAGAGCUCCAUACGUUUGCUGCUUCACCGUUUGGGCUUGCAGUUGGUUCAGGCUCAAAAGUAAGCAGCACCCAAAGAAGUCAACAUGCCCACUACAGGCAGGCACUACUCAUUUGGGCGGCAGACCAGCAGUCGCAGUGAGGGAGACAAUCAGCUCUACCCCAAUCUUACCGGAAUGGAUAUUGAAAUGAGUAACCUAGAAGAAGACAGGGCGUUGUUGCAGAAAUGGAAACCCAUUUUCGACCAAUUUGACCAAGACCAUGACGGUGCUAUACCACUAGGGGAGCUGGCUUCCCUACUGAGACGUGCGGAUUCUACCAUUCCCGCUUCGGUGAUCAACGAGAUUGUCUGGAUGGCCGACAGAGAUCGCAACGGCGUGCUGGAUUUUCGCGAGUUCAUGACUCUAGUCCGCACUCACGAUUUGGGUGUACUCUACCCGAAGCUAAAUAUGAUGAUGAGGACGGCUGCCUACGUCGUCGUGCCGAGAGGCGAACGAACCAAUGUCGUAAAAUCUGGUUUGGAAGAAUACAAAUGCUGCCCACCUCCAGUGCUCAUGCCACUGCUUAGCCUUAUCGAAUUAGGUGUGUUCAUCUAUUACGCCAUCGAAAUGGGCGAAGUCGGACCGAACGGACCAGUUCCGUUCAAAUCUCCUCUGAUCUACGAUCCAUACAAGAGAUACGAAGCCUGGCGCUUCCUCUCUUACAUGCUGAUUCACGCCGGAUUUAUCCAUAUCGGUACCAAUAUUCUGGUGCAAGUCGUGCUGGGUAUUCCACUGGAAAUGGUUCAUUCUUGGUGGCGAGUUCUCAUCAUCUACGUAGCGGGAGUGAUUGCCGGCUCCCUGGGCACUUCCGUUCUCGAUCCAACCGUUUAUCUGGCAGGUGCAUCGGGUGGAGUCUACGCCUUAUUGUUGGCCCACCUGGCCAGUUUGAUUCUGAAUUGGAAAGAAAUGGAAUUCGCCAUUUGGCGUUUAUUGUUCAUCGUCAUCUUGGUGGUCGUCGACGUUGGCACUGCCAUUUACUACCGCUACGUCGAGAAUGUCGACACGAAGGUGGGUUACGCCGCCCAUUUAGCCGGUGCCAUUGCGGGUCUCCUGGUCGGCGUCAACGUCCUGCGAAAUUUGCAAGUCGAAAGGUGGGAGAAGGUCGUCUGGUGGAUCUGCUUCACCGUAUAUGUCGCUCUCAUGGCCGCAGCCAUCGCCAUCAACUUCCUCUGGGACGUCCACUUCCCACCGCCGCGUUAGACGAAAUUUACAAUUCAUCAAUUUCUUCUCCCAAACCGACGAAAAACCAAUCAACCAUCGAGCUGCUACAAAUUCUUUUUUGUUUUUUUUUUCUUUUCACGAAAAUGGCACAAUAAACCCAAUCCGUCUUGGGACUACGCCACUGCCCGCCAACCCGGAAUUACCAACGCGCACACACACAACCGACAAGACAAUGUUGUACGGUACACGCACCAAAAAAAAAGUUAUUGCCCUUAAACCAACAUGUGCCUGUUCUCUAUUUACUGUUGUAUUUCUUUCCCAACCCGCCUUGCCUCUCAGUUCAACACCAUGACAUUUGAGUGAUUGAGAUUGUGCAUUUAUACCCAUUACCUCUUUUGAAAAAAGACCCGCAAACGCAUCAAAUUCUGCUGGAAAACACACAAGUGCAAAAUUACCUUUGUUCUCUCUAUAAUAUGCUCUCGUUAUUUUUAGAUGUGUUAGUUCAUAUUUUUUGGGGGACACUCGAUUCAUUCAAAUUCUUUUCUGUAUUUUGACAUGAUCAAAAGCAUUUAUUAAAAUCAUUCAACGAGAUUAAAAAUCAAUAAAAAAAAAGGAACUUUUUGAAACAUUUUA